Messenger RNA from Danaus chrysippus (African queen), 2244 nucleotides. NCBI's taxonomy places the organism in Eukaryota, Metazoa, Arthropoda, Insecta, Lepidoptera, Nymphalidae. The record is from the annotation of a GenBank genome assembly.
UUGCCCAGUCACGGCUCACCCAUUACGGGUUCUUGCCCAGUCACGGCUCACCCAUUACGGGUUCUUGCCCAGUCACGGCUCACCCAUUACGGGUUCUUGCCCAGUCACGGCUCACCCAUUACGGGUUCUUGCCCAGUCACGGCUCACCCAUUACGGGUUCUUGCCCAGUCCUGGCUCAUCCACAGCGGGGGUCUUGCCAACUCACGGCUCACCCAUUACGGGUUCUUGCCCAGUCACGGCUCACCCAUUACGGGUUCUUGCCCAGUCACGGCUCACCCAUUACGGGUUCUUGCCCAGUCCUGGCUCAUCCACAGCGGGGGUCUUGCCACUCACGGCUCACCCAUUACGGGUUCUUGCCCAGUCACGGCUCACCCAUUACGGGUUCUUGCCCAGUCACGGCUCACCCAUUACGGGUUCUUGCCCAGUCCUGGCUCAUCCACAGCGGGGGUCUUGCCAACUCACGGCUCACCCAUUACGGGUUCUUGCCCAGUCACGGCUCACCCAUUACGGGUUCUUGCCCAGUCACGGCUCACCCAUUACGGGUUCUUGCCCAGUCCUGGCUCAUCCACAGCGGGGGUAUUGCCAACUCACGGCUCACCCAUUACGGGUUCUUGCCCAGUCACGGCUCACCCAUUACGGGUUCUUGCCCAGUCCUGGCUCAUCCACAGCGGGGGUCUUGCCAACUCACGGCUCACCCAUUACGGGUUCUUGCCCAGUCACGGCUCACCCAUUACGGGUUCUUGCCCAGUCACGGCUCACCCAUUACGGGUUCUUGCCCAGUCCUGGCUCAUCCACAGCGGGGGUCUUGCCAACUCACGGCUCACCCAUUACGGGUUCUUGCCCAGUCACGGCUCACCCAUUACGGGUUCUUGCCCAGUCACGGCUCACCCAUUACGGGUUCUUGCCCAGUCCUGGCUCAUCCACAGCGGGGGUCUUGCCAACUCACGGCUCACCCAUUACGGGUUCUUGCCCAGUCACGGCUCACCCAUUACGGGUUCUUGCCCAGUCACGGCUCACCCAUUACGGGUUCUUGCCCAGUCCUGGCUCAUCCACAGCGGGGGUCUUGCCAACUCACGGCUCACCCAUUACGGGUUCUUGCCCAGUCACGGCUCACCCAUUACGGGUUCUUGCCCAGUCCUGGCUCAUCCACAGCGGGGGUCUUGCCAACUCACGGCUCACCCAUUACGGGUUCUUGCCCAGUCACGGCUCACCCAUUACGGGUUCUUGCCCAGUCACGGCUCACCCAUUACGGGUUCUUGCCCAGUCCUGGCUCAUCCACAGCGGGGGUCUUGCCAACUCACGGCUCACCCAUUACGGGUUCUUGCCCAGUCACGGCUCACCCAUUACGGGUUCUUGCCCAGUCCUGGCUCAUCCACAGCGGGGGUCUUGCCAACUCACGGCUCACCCAUUACGGGUUCUUGCCCAGUCACGGCUCACCCAUUACGGGUUCUUGCCAACACACAACUCACGGCUCACCCAUUACGGGGUCUUGCCAACACACAACUCACGGCUCACCCAUUACGGGGUCUUGCCAACACACAACUCACGGCUCACCCAUUACGGGGUCUUGCCAACACACAACUCACGGCUCACCCAUUACGGGGUCUUGCCAACACACAACUCACGGCUCACCCAUUACGGGGUCUUGCCAAUACACAACUCACGGCUCACCCAUUACGGGGUCUUGCCAACACACAACUCACGGCUCACCCAUUACGGGGUCUUGCCAAUACACAACUCACGGCUCACCCAUUACGGGGUCUUGCCAACACACAACUCACGGCUCACCCAUUACGGGGUCUUGCCAACACACAACUCACGGCUCACCCAUUACGGGGUCUUGCCAAUACACAACUCACGGCUCACCCAUUACGGGGUCUUGCCAACACACAACUCACGGCUCACCCAUUACGGGGUCUUGCCAAUACACAACUCACGGCUCACCCAUUACGGGGUCUUGCCAACACACAACUCACGGCUCACCCAUUACGGGGUCUUGCCAAUACACAACUCACGGCUCACCCAUUACGGGGUCUUGCCAACACACAACUCACGGCUCACCCAUUACGGGGUCUUGCCAAUACACAACUCACGGCUCACCCAUUACGGGGUCUUGCCAACACACAACUCACGGCUCACCCAUUACGGGGUCUUGCCAAUACACAACUCACGGCUCACCCAUUACGGGGUCUUGCCAACACACAACUCACGGCUCACCCAUUACGGGGUCUUGCCAAUACAUAA